Messenger RNA from Fonsecaea erecta, 867 nucleotides. RefSeq lists its product as hypothetical. Bases 1 to 867 code for a protein of 288 amino acids. The transcript has 2 exons. The record is from RefSeq and is a predicted model, not a curated record. Lineage: Eukaryota; Fungi; Ascomycota; Eurotiomycetes; Chaetothyriales; Herpotrichiellaceae. Gene Ontology annotation, cellular component: cytoplasm; mitochondrion; membrane.
AUGCACCCCCUGCAUCGGGCAGCGCUCAAGUUCAGUGCCAGAUCGCCGUGGUUUCGGGCUCGCGGGCCUGGCCCUCGCGCCCGACUCAACCGUCAUGCACAGAGAAACUCCUCGAAUUCUGCAAACUCCGGCCCUCUGAAGGACUCAACGAGUCCUCCGUCGACAUCGCAAAAACCCCUCCCUCCUCAUUCGCUCCACGAAUUGCCCGUGGGCGAGACCGCGAAGCCCGUCGAUCCUGUCGACAUCCCCAUACAGUUGUGGUAUCAUCGGCUGGGACCCGUGUCUGCAUUCUUUCAGUGGUUUCACCGCGCUCAAUUGAAGAGACCAUAUACUGUGCAACUAUGCACGACCUUAACAACAUACCUUUGCGGUGACCUACUGGCGCAGGACAUUGGGGGGGAACUGUACAAUCCAUGGCGAACGUUGAGGAUGUUGACGAUUGGAGCCCUCGGGGCAAUACCAGGUUACAAAUGGUUCCUCUUCCUGGGUCAGAACUUCAACUAUCCCUCGAAAUUCCUCUCCAUCGCAACAAAGGUUGCGGUCAACCAGAUUGUUUUCACUCCUGUGUUCAACACAUACUUCUUCGGCAUGCAAGCCCUGCUGACGGGUGAGCACACGAUGGGCAUCAUCAUGCGCAUUCAAGCUGCAGUGCCCGUCAGCAUGCUCAACUCCCUCAAACUGUGGCCUGCGGUAACCGCCUUCUCUUUUGCCUUUGUCCCGCCACAAUACCGCUUCAUGUUCUCGGGCAUCUUUGCCGUCGCGUGGCAGUGCUAUCUGAGUUUCCUCAACCGGACAGAAGAGAAGAUCGAGGCGCAGAUUGAUACACUGAGCCGGCCAGCGCUGAAAGAGGGCAUAUUGGUGAAGUAA